AUGGCUCUUUUCAAGAUUACAACUUCUAAAUUAGUUGAAAUACAGAAAAUAUGCCCAACGGCAUCUAUCCUGCUCCGCAACUUGAGUGCGGAGAACACAAACCUUAAGAGCGUGCUGCAGGAGAAGAUUCCGAAGGAACAGGAGAAGAUCCGCGAGCUCCGUAAGAAACAUGGCGCCACCAAAAUGGGAGACGUCACCGUUGACAUGAUGUACGGUGGAAUGCGCGGAAUCAAGGGUUUGAUCUGCGAAACAUCAGUGCUUGACGCUGAUGAAGGUAUCAGAUUCCGUGGUCUCUCCAUCCCCGAGUGUCAAAAGCAACUGCCCAAAGCCAAGGGUGGUGACGAGCCUCUGCCCGAAGGUCUUUUCUGGCUUCUUGUCACUGGGGAAGUUCCCACCGAAGCCCAAGUCGCUGCGAUAUCCAAGGAAUGGGCUCAAAGGGCGGAAUUACCAGCCCACGUCGUGACAAUGCUGAACAAUAUGCCAACCAAAUUACACCCAAUGUCGCAAUUUUCGGCUGCCGUAACUGCCCUUAACAGCGAGUCUAAGUUCGCUCAAGCCUACUCUGAGGGUGUGCACAAGUCCAAGUACUGGGAGUAUGUUUACGAAGACGCAAUGAACUUGAUCGCUAAGUUGCCCGUGAUUGCCGCAACCAUCUACCGCAACGUCUACCGCGAUGGAAAGGGAAUCGGUGCCAUUGACGAGAACAAGGAUUGGUCAGCUAACUACUGCACCAUGCUUGGCUUCGACGACGCACAGUUCACUGAACUAAUGCGUCUCUACCUCACCAUUCACAGUGACCACGAGGGUGGAAAUGUAUCAGCCCACACAACUCACUUGGUCGGAUCAGCUCUUAGCGACCCUUACCUGUCAUUCGCUGCUGGACUUAAUGGUCUGGCUGGACCACUCCACGGUCUCGCCAACCAAGAGGUAUUAAUCUGGUUGGAGAAGCUCCGUAAGCAAGUUGGUGACAACUUCACAGAGGAGAGCCUGAAAGAAUUCAUCUGGAAGACCCUGAAGUCUGGUCAAGUUGUUCCUGGAUAUGGACACGCUGUGCUCAGAAAGACUGACCCUAGAUACACAUGCCAACGUGAAUUUGCACUCAAGCACUUGCCCAACGACCCAUUGUUCAAACUGGUGGCUGCCGUUUACAAAGUCGUCCCACCAAUCCUAACUGAGCUUGGCAAGGUCAAGAACCCAUGGCCCAAUGUGGACUCGCACUCCGGUGUAUUGCUACAGUAUUACGGUUUGAAGGAGAUGAACUACUACACUGUUAUGUUCGGUGUCUCCCGUGCAUUGGGUGUUCUUGCACAACUUGUCUGGUCUCGCGCCCUCGGAUUCCCUAUUGAAAGACCAAAAUCUUUCAGCACUGACGCCCUCAUCAAACAACUUGGAAAAUAA
Pieris macdunnoughi is the source of this 1398-nucleotide messenger RNA. NCBI's taxonomy places the organism in Eukaryota, Metazoa, Arthropoda, Insecta, Lepidoptera, Pieridae. The record is from the annotation of a GenBank genome assembly.